UGUCUCAGAGAUAGAUGCCAUGAAGCUCCUCCUCUUCCUCCAUUAACCGACCCUAACAGGCUGACUGUUUCCGGUCGGCCUUAAUCCGCCCUGCCGCUUCCGUCACACAAACAAAUGCAGCCUCCCUGACAGAAAGACGGACCGCAGCAGCUCGAUGGGGGACUGGCCAGCGGGGGCUCGGCUGGUCGCUGUUUCCGGGACGGACACGGGAGGCGAUCUGCUGAGGCUCGCGCCGCUGAUGUGGGGGGAACGGUGAGGGCAGCGCGAGGCGAAGCGGCGGACUGCGCUGUGUUCUCCUGCGGCAGCACCACGGACAGCGGCCAUGACGCGAAUGCGCAGGAAGGCCAUCGUCGCCCUCUUCCUCUUCACACUCUUCAUCUUCGGGACCAUGAUGGGGCUCAGGACGCUGAAACCCAGCGACGGCUUCUCGGACCUGGCGCCCGGGAUGGACUUCGCCGGGGAGAGGUCCGACAGGAAGCGGCCGGACGGGAGAGACGCGUUGGCGUCGCCGGGCCAGUUCCGCUCCGGCGGCAGCGACACCAAGGUGGUGUUCACCAAAUCCGACCGAGACUCCAGCAUCUUCUACGACGUCCACAUCUUCUACUACCUGUGGUACGGCUCCCCCAGCAUGGACAACCAGUACAUCCACUGGGAUCACCCGCUGGUGCCCCACUGGGACCCGAAGAUCGCCGCCAGCCACGCUCAGGGCAGACACACACCUCCGGAGGACAUCGCUUCCAGUUUCUACCCUGAGCUGGGGCCCUACAGCUCCAGGGACCCAAAGGUGCUGGAGUCCCACAUGGCGCAGAUCGAAGCGGCUGCAUCAGGAGUGCUGGUGUUGUCAUGGUACCCACCUGGGGUGGCAGAUGACCAUGGGGAGCCCACUGAGGACCUGGUUCCUGCUGUCAUGGAUGCUGCCCAAAGACACAGCAUCAAGGUGGCCUUUCACAUUCAGCCGUACAAGGGACGGACGGACCAGAGCAUGCAUGACAACAUCAAAUACAUUAUUGACAAAUAUGGAAACCAUGGCGCCUUCUACAGAUUCAGGACUAGCACAGGGCAAGUCCUGCCACUGUUCUAUGUCUAUGACUCCUACCUUACCCCACCCGAAUCCUGGACGGAGCUCCUGACAGCCAAAGGCUCCCAGAGUAUCAGAGGGACGCCUUACGAUGGCGUUUUCGUUGCCCUGGUUGUGGAGGAGCGCCACAAACAUGACAUCCUGGCCAGCGGCUUUGACGGCAUGUACACUUACUUUGCCUCUAACGGUUUCUCCUUCGGCUCCUCUCACCAGAACUGGAAAGCCAUCAAGGAGUUCUGUGAUGCAAACAACCUGCUGUUUAUCCCCAGCGUCGGUCCAGGCUACGUGGAUACCGCCGUGCGACCGUGGAACAACCACAACACCAGAAACCGGGUCAACGGGCGUUACUAUGAGACGUCCCUGCAGGCGGCUCUGUCCGUCAGACCAGAAAUCGUCACCAUCACCUCCUUCAACCAAUGGCAUGAAGGUACUCAGAUAGAGAGGGCUGUACCCAAGAAGACAAUGGCGCGUUUAUAUUUGGACUACUUACCAAACCAAGCAGACUAUUACUUACAGCUUACUCGUCAGUGGGCCGAGACCUUCAACAAGGAGAAAGACAAGUGGCUGAUGUGAACAAGGCUUCAGCUGCCUGGUGGAGGCUUUGAGGAUCACUGUGAGUCUCAGUAUAUGAGCUCCUUCUGACUGUUGACCCUAGUGAUUUAUCUCGCCAACAUUUUCUGCUCAGUAUUUCUUUGUAAACGUAAAAAAAAGUACAGUUACAAAGACAAGCUGUUUUUUUCCUUCCCUAUUUUACUAAAAUAAAGACUGUUAUUUCUUGUACUUUCUUUAUGACCAAUUAAAAUGUCUGUUUACUGUU
Messenger RNA from Gambusia affinis (western mosquitofish), 1895 nucleotides. RefSeq names its product mannosidase endo-alpha like (gene maneal). The transcript has 4 exons. Gene Ontology annotation, molecular function: alpha-mannosidase activity. The record is from RefSeq and is a predicted model, not a curated record. NCBI's taxonomy places the organism in Eukaryota, Metazoa, Chordata, Actinopteri, Cyprinodontiformes, Poeciliidae. Bases 323 to 1651 code for a protein of 442 amino acids. Gene Ontology annotation, cellular component: Golgi apparatus.